AUGAAGACUAAUACCCGCCGACAGCCGUUCGUUCCCGCGCUCCCGGGAGGAGGGAGGCCCGGCAGUGUCGGAUCUCGGGGCGAUAUCAAUCCGCUUUCGGCGGUCAUUGAUGUUGUCCCUAUUGCGUGCUUGGUUGAUGCCCUGAUGAGAUAUGGAAAACACGACACGACACGCGAUAAGUCGAUCGAUCACAGAAGUGAAAUUGGUCCGCUCAUGAUCACAAAGGAAGGAGCCAUGCGAAAUGUCAAGUUGAGCGGAAGAACAAAUACCACACCCAUCGACCCGAAGCAUCGCCGUCACUGA
Molecule: messenger RNA, 303 nt
Organism: Neurospora tetrasperma FGSC 2508
Lineage: Eukaryota; Fungi; Ascomycota; Sordariomycetes; Sordariales; Sordariaceae
Exons: 3
Coding region: 1-303 (100 amino acids)
Source: RefSeq, a predicted model, not a curated record